AUGCAGACGCUUCAUUGCGACAGUGAUCUCACUCACGAUUUCACGGUCUCCCGGUCUCACUCCCAUUUUGGGGCGGCAGAUCCACGACCCCCUCCCACCACUCUGGACACCCGACGCCUAGCCCGACGCCGGUGUUCCCACCAGCGAACCCGAUGCGCAGCCGGGCUCAGCCCGGAGCUGGCCAUCAACUCGUUGGACACGGCGCUGUCCAGCGGGGAUGAGACCGUGAUCCUGGGCGCGCUCGACGCGGUGUCCUCCUUGAGCAUCGCUAGCGACGACCCUGCCGCCAAGGAAGAGGCAACCAACAAGAAGAUGGAGGCCUUGUCCUCUGCUGCGGGUGUCGUGGGUGCCUCCUCAGCAAGCCUCGCGCGCUUCGGCGACGUGGCCAGCAACCUGCUGAGCAGCGAGGCCGGCGCUGGCGGCGAGGCCUCGGCCACGGUGGCGGAUCAGGCGUCGGGCGCGCUGACGGCGGCGCUGGAUGCCGCGUCGGAAGGCGUGAACCCCGCCGCUGCCACCUCGCUCCUGGGCGCUGCCACCUCCGUCGGCGCCUCCUUCAACGCCGACAGCGGUGGCUCCAGCGUGGCGCAGGGCGCGCGCGCCUCGAAGCUGCGGGUCCUGUUCUCGAAAUUGGGCUCCGCAUUGCUACAACAAGUGCCCGCGGGGCAAGCCACACAGAUCUCAACAGUGGAAGGUGGCAAGGGCACGGAGAUUGCGGUGGCCAAGCAGGACACCACCACUGCGGUGGCCAAUGGUAUCUCCUCGGGCUCCGCCAAGAUCCCGGGCUCGGCGCUGGCGCGGCGACUGCAAGAGUGUAACACCAUCGCCGUGCAGUCGACGGAUUUUGUGGGGAGCAAUCCCUUCACAUACCUGACUCCAAGCCUUGGGCAGAAUCAGUACGUGGCGAACGGUGCCACGGUGACCACUCUGGAAAUCAAGCAAUGCGACAGUUUAAUCCAGAAACCAAACUUGGAUCCAGCAAUUGACAUGACCCUGCCGUUGAAUGCCGCCUUGGGUGAGCCACCGGUGGGCUAUGCCUGGGAACCCGUUUGCUUGAGAUUGGAUGAGACCUCGGAGGUGUUGACCGUGCAGGAGUGGACCACUGAUGGCAUGCUACGGCUGCUGCCACCCUCCUAUGGUUCCACCUCAAUGGAAUGUGCAGCCAGCGUGGGCGGUGGGAGCUAUGCAGCGAUCUACAUCCCCGUGAAGCUAGAAGAGACGGUCACCAGCACGACGGGCACGUCCACAAGGACAUUGGUGUCCACCAUUACCAGCACCACCACCACGGUGCUUCCCGUGGACAGCGGCAUGAUCAUCGGCGUCACCUUGGCCUCGCUGGCCCUCAUCGUGGUGGUCGGCGCCAUCGGCUGGCAGUGCUACGUGGGCAAUGUGAAGGUCUCAAAGCCAGAUCUCUCCUGUCAGCGCAUGCAGGAUGUUUUGGCCAAAUGGAAGUCCAGCAAGGUGGCUGUGGAGCCCCAGAGCGGCGAGCCCAAACCCGCCUGGGACCGCCCUGCGGAUGCCUCCAGCGCGGAGGGGAAGCAGGCGAGACAGGAUGCGCAGGACCAUUUCUGGGACUGGGCGAAUGACCUGGUGAAAUCCACCAGCAAGACCGAGCCUGCUGCUGCGGAGCCCCAACGCAGCGCGUCGGGUUCCUUCGGCGGAAAAGCACCUCACCUGCCACCGCGCUAUGCCAUGCCCAAGCCUUCAGCGGAGAAGCAGGAGUACUUCCAGAACUUUGCUCAAGAGCUCCGAGAGAUCGUCGCAGCAGGCAUCCCCAACAUGAUUGCAGACAACCAGCCAGCGGAGGACAUCAUCCCUCCGCCGCCUCCACCCAAGCGGCCCUCCCAAAGCGGUCCGCCCCAACCACCCAGGACGCCACCCACCUGGAUCCGGGAAACGGCGGCGCUCUCAGCGCUCCCUCCGCCCUUGGAGAAGGCCGAGAAGAUCGAGGUCCGCGUCGACCAAGCCUUCAACGACUGGGCCAACGACUUCGCCAUGGUCGUCGACCUGGCUGCGUCGCCCAGCGACGAAGGGACUGCACCCCCGCCACCGCCGCCCAAGCCGAAGGGCGUGCCGCCGGCCAAGGCGUUGGGCGCUCUACCGGCGCCACCCCCCCGGCCGCAGCUGGCGGAUCAACCGAAGGCUGCGCCGCCGGUGCCGCCCAUGGCGGCGUCGGGAUCGGCGUUGAGGAGCGCGGGGCAGGCGGCCUUGCCCAGCAUGCCGCCUGGCCCACCCCCUGCACCGUCCGGGUCCGGCGGUUCACACGAGCCGCUCUCUCCGCCCACUGUGAAAGCAUCACAGCUCUCCAUGGGUGUGCCAAAGCAGCCGCUGCUCCCACCGCUUCCAAAAGGCGCCUCUGGCGGAAGUGCGCUCACGGUGAGCGGUGCUCCCUCAGUCCAGUUGCCCGGUACCUUGGAUAGUGGUGAGGGCUCACCUACACCGCGUGCGGCGAAUUCAGAUCCGCCAGCAGAGUGA
This is a messenger RNA of Durusdinium trenchii, 2472 nucleotides long. Lineage: Eukaryota; Dinophyceae; Suessiales; Symbiodiniaceae. The record is from the annotation of a GenBank genome assembly.